Messenger RNA from Homarus americanus (American lobster), 644 nucleotides. Its product is annotated as cuticle protein 7-like. The record is from RefSeq and is a predicted model, not a curated record. The transcript has 3 exons. Lineage: Eukaryota; Metazoa; Arthropoda; Malacostraca; Decapoda; Nephropidae. Gene Ontology annotation, cellular component: extracellular matrix. The coding region runs from base 9 to 437 and encodes 142 amino acids.
GUAUAACAAUGGCUCUCAAGUUGAUAGUGUUGGUGUGUGUGGCAGUGGUGGUCCUGGGCGAUCAGUCCCCCGUGUACCCAGCCCCUCCUGUUUACGGCUAUCCUGCCCCGCCCCCUGAGUACCCCGAGGUCCCUCCUAAAUACACUUACAACUAUGGUGUCGCCGACGACUACUCCGGCGCCAACUUCGGUCAUUCAGAGAACCGCGACGGCUACAAGACCGAGGGCAGCUACACGGUGGACCUCCCCGACGGCCGCAAGCAGACCGUCACCUACGUGGACAACGGCGACGGUCUGGAGGCCGUAGUGACUUACGAGGGUGAGGCCCAGUACCCCGAGUACCAGCCCUCCUACCCCGCCCCACAUCCACCUAUCUACCAUCCCGCCCCCUCUUACCCCGCCCCCACUCCUCCUGCCCCCACCUACGAAGAAGAGUAAUCGAAAUACUGUAUACACAACUGAGCAGCUUCACCGAGCCUACACGUAAGCCUCUAGUCAACAACCUCAUUACCCCGAGAAACUGACGAUUAAAACUUAGUGUUUCUCAGUGCAUGUUCCUAUACCCAGAGAUUACAACUAUAUAAUUAUCUGUCUAAUAUAUGGUGCCAUUGUUGUAUGACUCAAAUAAAAUUUGUUUUCGUCAAA